UAACAGCAUUGAUCUCCAAUCCCUGGUCUGAUCACAACCUCUGAUAAAAAUCCAACAUUUGGACUGAAGGACAACAAGACAACGGCUCCACAUUGAUGUCAUUUUUUACUUUGUCUAGUUUAUUUUCCUUCAACUCAAAACUAAAAGCUUCAAUGUUGUAGUUUAGUCCAGAUAAUGUCUGGUGUUACAUCUUCUUCUCUCUGCUGGCUUCUGCUGUGUGUCAACCUCCUGGUUUCUGCAGAUCAGAUCCACAUUCAAGCAGAACCUGGACAGACCGUCAUUCUGCCGUGUAGAGCUCCUGACAGCAACAGCCCCGUCACAGCUGUAGAGUGGAGCAGACCUGAUCUAGAACCAGAGCAUGUUCUACUUUACAAUGAGGACUACUCCUAUCCAGAAAACCAACAUCCAUCCUUUAAGAACCGUGUGGACCUCCAGGAUAGAAGGAUGAAGGAUGGAGACGCAUCUUUGAUUCUUAAGGACGUCCGGACUGAAGACAGUGGGACAUACGAGUGCAGCGUGAUCCAGAGAGGAGACCAAAAAACCUGGAAGAGGGACGCCUUCAAUACGGAGCCCAUCAGAACCAUUAACCUGAGUGUUGGAUCAGCUGCAGAUGAAGGAACGAGGAGAGAAGAAGGAACCAACAAUGGAGGAAACCAGAGCGGAUCAGUUGAUCAGAGGAACAUCUCAGCCACACCUGGACAUCAGAGGGUUCUGACAUGCAGAGAUCCACAGACGGGGAACAUUGUAGCUGUGGAGUGGAAAAGAAAAGAUUUGUCAGGUUAUGUUCUCCGCUACAGAGACGAGCACUAUGAUGAUGAAAACCAGAAUCCAUCAUAUCAGAACCGAGUGCAUCUGCAGGACAGAUUGAUGAGAAAUAGAGACGUGUCUUUGGUUCUGGAGAAAGUGAAUUUUAGUGACAGAGGAACAUAUGAGUGUCACUCUCAGGUCGCUGGAAGCAUUGAGAGGAAACAGAUCUGCAGCAUCACCCUGAAUGUUUCUGCUAGAGGCGGUUCUGAUGGACAGCAGAGGAACGGAUACACAGCCGCUAUGGUUCUGUUGGGCUCAUUGUUGGUCUCUACUGGUCAUUUUUAACAAACAGCCUUUCUGCCACAGAUCAGCAGCUGAUCUCUGGAGUUCAGGAACAUCUUGGUGUUUGAAUCAACUUCAACAGUUUGGAAUGAUUCAAGGAGAAAACAGAGAGAAAUAUCCAGAAAGGACACAUUGCUGUUCAGGCAUUAAAGCAGCAGGGCUGUGUA
Molecule: messenger RNA, 1256 nt
Organism: Cyprinodon tularosa
Lineage: Eukaryota; Metazoa; Chordata; Actinopteri; Cyprinodontiformes; Cyprinodontidae
Product: programmed cell death 1 ligand 1-like
Exons: 5
Coding region: 175-1092 (305 amino acids)
Source: RefSeq, a predicted model, not a curated record